This is a messenger RNA of Eucalyptus grandis, 1198 nucleotides long. RefSeq names its product 7-methyl-GTP pyrophosphatase-like. The transcript has 10 exons. The record is from RefSeq and is a predicted model, not a curated record. Lineage: Eukaryota; Viridiplantae; Streptophyta; Magnoliopsida; Myrtales; Myrtaceae. Bases 198 to 815 code for a protein of 205 amino acids. Gene Ontology annotation, molecular function: nucleoside triphosphate diphosphatase activity.
UUUCUGUCCGAAAAAAAGUUAAUGAGGGCACCAAGCUCGAUUUAUCAUCGAGCAGGAGGAAAGCUUGCACAUAACUGAAAAGCCGGAAGGUGAGGAUGCACGUGGGAUGAAGAGCUCAAGCGAGUGACCAUGUGGAUAAAAGUUCAUGCGCGCUUAUCAUCAGUCGUUGCACGAGAAAGAAGAAGAAGAAGAAGAAGAUGGCUUCAAUGGGGUCGCCCUUCAAGAUAAUAUUGGGUUCGUCAUCCAUGGCUCGCCGGCACAUUCUAGCCGAAAUGGGAUACGACUUCACUGUCAUGACUGCAGACAUAGACGAGAAGGCUAUAAGGAAGGAGAAGCCCGAAGACUUGGUCACGGCUUUAGCUGAGGCUAAGGCAGAUGCUAUCCUCUCCAGGCUCCAGAAUGUGGAUUCUUUUGUGGAGGAUGUCCACACAACCCUCUUAAUUACUGCUGACACAGUGGUGGUAUAUGAAGGAAGGAUCAGGGAAAAACCGUCCAGUAAGGACGAAGCACGGCAUUUUAUUGAAGAGUACUCUGGUGGUCGUGCAGAUGUUGUAGGAUCCGUACUUGUAACCAACCUGAAGACAGGAAGGAGGGAAGCGGGAUGGGAGCGAGCAGAGGUAUACUUUUAUGACAUACCAGCUCAGGUUGUCCAGAGUCUGAUUGAUGAGGGAAUUACGCUCAAUGUCGCUGGGGGUUUGAUGCUUGAACAUCCUCUCACAUUGCCUUUCGUAAAAGAAGUGAUUGGGACUGAUGAUACUGUAAUGGGACUCCCUAAGUCUCUCACAGAAAGACUCAUCCAGGAGGCCCUAACUUGACCUUAAAUCGAGGUAUGUCUGAAACCAGAACGAAAAAUGCUGAAAUCAGAAUCAUCUGGCACCUUAUUCGUUGCUGAGUUGACGUUAAAUGUUGUCAUGAGCCAAAUGUAGAAACCCACCAAGGCAUCAAACACGGGAUCGAAAUAAUUGCUGCUAUCUGAUUUUUUUUGUUUUCCGGAGUUGCUAACCAAGGUCAUGGUUAGAUACAGUUAAUCUUUCGGUCAGGAAAAGAUCGUGUUGCACCUGUAUCAUUGCCAGGAAGGUGGCAAUGAUAAUUGAGCUUAGAUGGUAUCAUUAUGUCUCAAGAAAUGUGAAAGUUUUGUGCAUUCAUCACAAAGUGUCAAGAAUGAACAGUCAUAAUUUCUAGAUACUGUUUAAUGAGA